This is a messenger RNA of Vitis riparia (riverbank grape), 1942 nucleotides long. Its product is annotated as berberine bridge enzyme-like 14. Gene Ontology annotation, molecular function: FAD binding; oxidoreductase activity. Lineage: Eukaryota; Viridiplantae; Streptophyta; Magnoliopsida; Vitales; Vitaceae. The transcript has a single exon. The record is from RefSeq and is a predicted model, not a curated record. The coding region runs from base 170 to 1777 and encodes 535 amino acids.
GAAUUGAGUUAUGGUGGUGGCCAUAUCUAAGGAUUGAAAGGAGAAAUUUCCUGGUUAUUUCCUACUUUUCACCCUUCCCUUUCACGCCCUUCAACCGUCUUAAUCAUUCCCAAAUACUUUCCAUGGAGUCUUAGAAAGAUCUCUCCAAUGGAAUUGAGCAGUAGAUGAAAUGGCGACUUCAAGAUUUGCAAUUCUCUCAGUACUUUCGGCUCUUGUGCUCCAUUUUUCGUUGACUAUGUCAGAUCCAGUCCAUGACAGCUUCCUCCAAUGCCUUUCACACCUCUCAGCGCCCUCCCCACCAAUCUCAGGUGUUUUCUACACCCCCACUAAUUCUUCAUACGCAUAUGUCUUGCAGUCAUACAUACAGAACCUCAGGUUCAUGUCAUCCACAACCCCAAAACCAUCGUUUAUUGUAGCCUCUUCUCAUGUGUCUCAUGUCCAAGCCACGAUUAUUUGCUGCAAGAUCCAUGGUUUGCAGCUUAGAAUUCGGAGCGGAGGUCAUGAUUAUGAUGGCCUCUCAUAUGUGUCUGAUGUUCCCUUUGUUAUUCUAGAUAUGUUCAAUCUUAGAGAAGUGAGUGUUGAUAUAGAGAAUGAGUGGGCAUGGGUGCAGUCUGGGGCGACAAUGGGUGAACUUUAUUAUAGAAUUGCAGAGAAGAGCAAUUUGUAUGGCUUCCCAGCUGGGGUUUGUCCCACUGUUGGAGUUGGAGGCCAUUUCAGUGGUGGGGGAUAUGGGAACAUGAUGAGGAAAUAUGGCCUAUCUGUUGAUAAUGUGCUUGAUGCACAGAUAGUUGAUGCAAAUGGGAGAAUUCUAGAUAGGGAGUCCAUGGGAGAAGAUCUCUUCUGGGCCAUUAGAGGAGGAGGUGGAGCUAGCUUUGGAGUGAUUGUUGCCUGGAAAAUUAGGUUAGUUCCUGUUCCAGAAACUGUCACUGUUUUCAGAGUUGAAAGAACAUUGGAACAAGGUGCAAUUGACCUUCUUCAUCAAUGGCAAUAUGUAGCGGAUAAGAUAAAUGAAGAUCUCUUCAUUAGGGUUGUCAUACUGCCAGUUAAUAGGAAAGACCAUAAGACAAUAAAAGCUAAAUUUGUCUCCUUGUUUCUUGGAAAUUCUGAAAAGCUUCUUGCUCUUAUGAGUGAAAGCUUCCCUGAGUUGGGCAUAAAUGGCAACAACUGCAUUGAAAUGAGUUGGGUUGAAUCAAUUGUUUAUUGGUCCAAUUAUGUAAAGGGAACACCAAUCAGUGUAUUGCUCGAUCGAACACCCCCAUCACGAAAGUAUUUGAAGAAGAAAUCAGACUAUGUGCAGGCACCCAUAUCAAAGGCAGAUCUAAAAGGGAUAUUGAAUACCAUGAUGGACUUACAGAAACCAGCUUUGACAUUCAACCCUUAUGGUGGCAGAAUGAGCGAGAUUUCAGAGUCUGAGACUCCAUUUCCUCAUAGAGCAGGGAACAUCUACAAAAUUCAAUACUCGGUAACCUGGAAAGAAGAAAGCAUGGAGGCUGCAGAUCACAAUCUAAAUAUGAUAAGGAGGAUUUAUGACUACAUGACACCUUAUGUUUCAAAUUCACCAAGGGGUUCAUACCUGAACUACAGAGAUAUUGACUUAGGCGUCAAUCAAAAUGGUAAUGUAAGUUAUGAAGAAGCUAGUAUCUGGGGAACCAAGUAUUUCAAGGACAAUUUCGAUAGAUUGGUACAAGUGAAGAGCAGGGUUGAUCCAGACAAUUUCUUUAGGUAUGAACAAAGCAUUCCAUCUGUUACAAAUAGGAAUUAUGUAAUGGCAGAGUAGAGCCAUCAUGGUAGAAAAAGUUGUUAUUAGCUCCAGUCAGUAUGCAACUCUGCAUGAAUAAAUAUUUGAUUAUGGAACUAGAGAAGAAUCAGAAGGUUAGUCUGUAAAGUAUAUUUUUACUUGAUGUUUCUUUAAUUAAUUGGUUUUCUAUCAAUUUGUUGUGAA